AUGAUCAACUCGCCGUCAAUCAUAUCAAGCGAGUCAACUUCGUUACCCUCAGCGUCGAUCAGAACUUUCAACUUUCGGCCAAGUACCAUCUCCGCAGAGAUCCCACUUAUCGAGGAGGGUCCUGCGGUCCUUGAGUAUAUCGGCUUUGACGCCCCGACGUCAAACGAAAUCUACCAGCGCUAUGCCGCACGGCCGUGGCCCGAUGAUUGCCCCGACUCACUCCUUGACUACGCUUAUGGGCAAGUCAACCAGUUGAAUUCAACAAGAUACGCGACUCUCCCCAUCGAGGAGGCCAUGAGACGAGUUGGGAUCAACGCUCAAUUCGAACCGCCAUUGCCGAUCCAAACUUUACCGACCUUCUCUACACUCAAGAUCUCGUUUUUUGGUCGCCGGGACCCUUUGAAAAGGCAUGCCCAUCAAACCGCACACAGAGAAAAGAAACGAGUCAGCUUGGAAGGCGUUUUCAACCCACAGACCGUAGCCACUGUCACGGCUGCCAUCAACAUGACCACGAAAGACUUCAACCUCCCUGCGGCGCAUGUGGCCAUGUGUGAGGGCGAUCCUCCUGCGCUCCCCAAUCAUGUUGUGCUGUAUAAUGGAAAGGCUUUUGCAGAACUUCAAACCACCCGAAGCAUCAUUCGCGACGAUGGAAGCGUGGACAUGAUACCACUCCGGUCUUCGGUUGGUGGCGAUUUCAAUGCCACAGAGCUUGCCUAUUACUGGACCCCGGAGAAAGACAUCGCGGAGCGUUAUCGUACCUGGGCAGCUCUUCGAAACCCGAGCAACGACACAUGUAUUCUGCAAAUCCAAGUUUCCCGUACCUUUUUGGACAACAUGGCAUCCGAGGAGAUUUGGUUUUCCGACUAUAGGGACCAUUGGAAGGAGUUUGUGUGGUGUUGCCGGAUGACGGAAGAACCACCCAGACACUUGGAGUAUUUACUCAACGCAGAAUUGAUACGCGGCCAUAUAUGCACUGGUCAUACUAAUGCCAUAUUUCCCCUGCAACGGGUUGAGAAUAUUUCGAGAGAUAACCUUCUCCGAUGCCGUUCUACUGGCCUGCCGGCUAGCCAGUGGGUGUUUAAGCUAAGCACAGGCAGCCGGUUGGCAACUGAAAUUCGAGGAAAGGUUCACUUCAACAUUUUUGCCGCAAUCAAGUGA
Messenger RNA from Aspergillus steynii IBT 23096, 1158 nucleotides. RefSeq lists its product as uncharacterized. The record is from RefSeq and is a predicted model, not a curated record. The transcript is spliced from 2 exons. NCBI's taxonomy places the organism in Eukaryota, Fungi, Ascomycota, Eurotiomycetes, Eurotiales, Aspergillaceae. Bases 1 to 1158 code for a protein of 385 amino acids.